This is a messenger RNA of Daphnia pulex (common water flea), 632 nucleotides long. Its product is annotated as transcription initiation factor TFIID subunit 10-like. Gene Ontology annotation, molecular function: promoter-specific chromatin binding; RNA polymerase II general transcription initiation factor activity. Gene Ontology annotation, biological process: transcription initiation at RNA polymerase II promoter. Gene Ontology annotation, cellular component: SAGA complex; nucleus; transcription factor TFIID complex. NCBI's taxonomy places the organism in Eukaryota, Metazoa, Arthropoda, Branchiopoda, Diplostraca, Daphniidae. The record is from RefSeq and is a predicted model, not a curated record. The transcript is spliced from 4 exons. The coding region runs from base 156 to 626 and encodes 156 amino acids.
AGCGCCUCCAACGGUGUUUGUCUCUACUCCGUCAGACCGUCACCGUCAGUUCCCGUCUGCUAAUUGUUUCCAUCCAAAAUUGUGAUCUGGUUUCUAUUUUCUGAAAUUUUUUUAUCAUUGGCAUUCCUACUACUUUUAACGGUAGAUUCCUCACAAUGGAUGAUCAAGAUGCAACUGAGUUUAUGGACGAUGAUUCCAAUGAUGCUAAUUCACCAGCAGCUGAAAAUGAUCAAACCACCUAUGAAGACUUAGCUGCUGGUCCUAGUGUGGAGCCUGUUGAAGUUGGUAACACAAGGACAUUGGGACAACCUUUGUCGGAUUUUCUCAUGACUUUAGAGGAUUACACACCAACUAUCCCUGAUGCUGUUACUUGCUCUUACCUUGCCUCAUCUGGAUUUGAAGCUUCAGACCCGAGAAUUGUCCGUCUGGUGUCUAUUGCUGCUCAAAAGUUCAUUUCUGACAUAGUAAAUGACGCUCUGCAGCACUGUAAAAUGAGGGGAGCUAACACAGUUCAAUCAUCGAAAAACAAAAUGAAGGAUAAAAGAUAUGUCCUAACGAUGGAAGAUCUUGCACCAGCACUUGCAGAAUAUGGAAUUCAAAUUCGCAAACCUCCAUAUUACUCAUAAUUUUUU